Messenger RNA from Bactrocera latifrons, 1313 nucleotides. Its product is annotated as GTP-binding protein Di-Ras2-like. Gene Ontology annotation, molecular function: GTPase activity; GTP binding. NCBI's taxonomy places the organism in Eukaryota, Metazoa, Arthropoda, Insecta, Diptera, Tephritidae. The transcript has 6 exons. The coding region runs from base 399 to 1193 and encodes 264 amino acids. The record is from RefSeq and is a predicted model, not a curated record.
AAGUGUCGUGUGAAAUGUUGUUAUGCGUAAGCAGCCUUAAAUUCACUUUUAUCUAAUCAACCAAGGAGACUUUGAAAGAAAAUCUUACUUCGAGCGUUUUCUCAUAAAAUUAACCUUGAUCCCGGGUUUAUUUGCCUUCGUUUAAAGCAAGAGAAUCAAGUAAUUUUGUAGAACGUAAUCUAAAUUUGAAAUUUGUGCAGAUAUUACGCCCACAGCCACGUUUACCGAACGAUUUUUAAAACUUUAAACAUAAGCGCACUUAUGCUCAGUCGACAAGCAUAUAGCUUAAAGAGUUAAAUCAAAUAAUAACAAUAACUGCUGACUGUUGGUUGCAAAAGCAGCCGUUUGUUUAAGCAUAUACCGCGCACCCACAGUUGCCAUCGGCAGCCGUAUUCAUAAUGGCCGACUUGGAGCGCAUAAGACUGGUUAUACUGGGCGGUGCUGGUGUGGGCAAAAGUUCUAUCAUCAAACGUUUCCUCUUUAAGACCUAUACGGACAAAUAUCGCGCCACGGUCGAGGAUCUCUUUAAUCGAGAAUAUGAUUUGGGCGGCGUCACACUGAAGGUUGACAUUUUAGACACUUCCGGUGAUAUGCAAUUUCCCGCUAUGCGCCGCCUCUCCAUUGCCACCGCCCACGCUUUUAUGCUGGUCUAUGCGUCUACGUCUGCGUCGAGUUUUCAAUGUGUCAAACAGUGUUUUGAGGAGAUACGUGAGCAGCGCGCCGACUAUCAGGAUAUACCCAUUGUUAUCGCUGGCAAUAAAUCUGAUUUGGCCAAUACACACCGAGAGGUGCGACUGGAAGAAGUCACGGACUGGGUCUACUGUGAAUUGCCGCGACUAAGAGCGAAAGUGCUGGAGUGCUCCGCCAAGGAGGAUCAAAACGUGACUGACCUCUUCAAAACGUUGCUCUCACUAUCGCGAUUUCUGCCCGUCGGGAGCAAUAAUGACGGCACAAGUGGACUGAAGCGACGCUCUUCGGCAUAUGUUAGCGCAUCGUCAAGUAGAAACAAGAAUCGCAAUGCCAGUACUUCCGUUUCCGGUGAUAAAGCGUCCAGUUUGUUCGAAGCUGCUGAUCCGAGCACCGGCAGCGGCGUUGUCAAGCUAAAGCCCAGAUCUAGGUCACUCAUACGCCGUGCUUCGCGCAAAACCAAACAGCAAAUCAACAACGCGUCCGAUGACUGUAAUUUUCAAUAAAGCAGCGGCAGGAGACAAGCGUGAAAGGUUAAUUAGGAGAAAGUUGUCUGAAAAGCGCUGGCAAAUAUCUAUAAUUAUAUAAUAAAUAAUAAACCACAGAAGCAAACGGACAACAACAGC